CGGUCGGCCCCAGUCGGCCCGACAGUCCGCGUACGAGGGAUGCCGAGGGAUACUGGCCGACGCCGCCAGCGCGAUUCCGAAGGAUGAACGACGCUUUGUCCGAAUGAACCACGAAAGCGUGGCUAGUCGACUGAUUGGACUCGAAAAGAGCACGUCGUUUCGAUUUGGAGGAAAUCAGAAUACAAAAAGAUGAGUACCCUUCUAAUCUGGGUUUUAAUCUUGAAUGGAGUGAAAUCCGAAUUGGAACAUAGUUUCGGACAAAAUACGAACAGUGAAAACAAGACAUGGAAAGAAGCAGAAUUAACACAUAGAAGAAGAAUAAAGGACCCUAGUUACCUGCUGGACAGGUUUACCAUGGGAGAAUUACCUACAGAUUCGGUUGACUGCCGCAGACCUGCCAAGUGCAUUCAGAUGCAUCAUAAUUCAUGUAUGGGCACUCAAUUGCCUUAUACAACUACUACCUUAGAUCUGAUUCCUGAGGCUAUGACACAAGAACAAGUAAAGGAAAAAUUACACUUGUUGCAAGGAUUAAGACACAUUCCAAAAUGUUGGGCCGUCGUACAGCCAUUACUAUGCUCUCUUUUUAUGCCAAAAUGCAUGAACGAUACGGUGGAGUUGCCAUCUCAAGAGAUGUGUAAAUUGGUCCUGGGACCUUGUCGUAUUCUGUUUAAUCACACAUUAUGGCCAAACUUCAUUAAGUGUGAAAAUUCUAAGCUUUUUCCACGGCUGUGCAAGAACGAUAUUAGAGAAAUUAAAUUUAAUACUACUGGAAAGUGCUUGAAACCGUUAGUUCCAACAGACAAUGCUCUCUCAAUUUUUGAAGGUGUCGAAGGUUGUGGAACACAAUGUAGUGACCCACUUUUCACUUUAGACGAGCAGAAACAGAUACAUUCAUUCAUAGCAUGGGCUGCAGUCAUAUGCGGUCUUUUUAACUUAUUUACUGUGGUCACCUUUUUAAUAGAUUGGCGAAGUGCCAAUAAAUACCCAGCACUAGUCAUUUUUUAUAUAAACUGCUGUUUUGUAGUAUCUUGUGUGGGCUGGAUGGUACAAUUUAGUCCUGGAAGUCGAGAAGUAAUAGUUUGUCGUAAGGAUGGAACAUUGAAAAUGAGUGAACCGAGUGGUGAGAACCUUUCAUGUGUAGUGGUAUUUAUAUUGGUCUACUACUCUUUGAUGGCUGCUAUGGUUUGGUUUGUUAUUUUAACAUACGCGUGGCACAUGAGUUUCCAAGCGCUAGGCAAAAUACAGGACCGAAUUGAUAAAAAGGGUGCCUAUUUCCACCUUAUUGCUUGGUGUUUGCCAUUGGUUUUGACCGUAACUAUUAUGGCAUUAGGUGAAAUAGAUGGAAAUAGUGUAACUGGAAUAUGUUUUGUGGGUUAUACGAACCACGUAGUGAGAGCUUGGUUUUUACUGGGACCUGUGUCAGCAUUUGUUGUGGUCGGAGGUUAUUUUUUAUCAAGAGGAUUAAUAACAUUAAUUCGACUUAAGAUAAGCAGUCAGGAAAUUAUAUCAGAGAGAGCAAGUUCAAAGAUACGAGAAACCAUUGUCAGAAUGGGAUUAUUCUCCAUAUUCGCUUUUGCUGCGGUUGUGAUAACAUUUUAUUGUCAUAUAUAUGAGUUUCAACAUUCCUGGGAAUGGAAACAGAGUUUCAGAAAUUAUAUGAUCUGUUCUAUUACGACAAAAUAUGCAGACGAUUCGGAAUGCAAAAUGGAAUGGAGACCCAGUGUAGCUAAAUUGCAGUUGCAUUUAUUGUCCCCAUUUUUUGCUGGUAUCUUAAUGUCCUCUUGGGUUUGGACCGGCUCUACGGUAGAUACAUGGACCAGAUUUAUUCGACGGACCUUCAAUCGCGAAGCUGACGAACCGAUUAAAUUGAAAAAACACAAAGUUAUUGCUCAAGCAUUUGCCAAGAGAAAAACGUUCAACAAUGCUGGUCGUUUGUCUAUUAGCUUUUAUAAUACCCACGAGGAUCCAGUUGGUUUAAAUUUUGAUUUAAACUCAGCAGCAUCUCAGGAUUUUAGUUCAACUUGGGCUGCGGCAUUGCCAAAGUUAGUAACAAGAAGAGGAGCGCUUGUUGGAGGAACAACUGGUUCCGUGUCCAGUAAUCGAAGAAACUCUGUAGAUUCGGAAAUUAGUUUUAGCGUACGUCGAGUAUCAGUUGAGUCUAGAAGGAACUCCCUAGACUCACAAAUCUCGGUGCAAAUUGCUGAAUUGAAAACAACUAGAAAAGUGGCAUCUUCGACCCUUCCCGGUGGUUCUCGCAGAUGUAGACGCGGUAAACGAAGAAGAGAUUUCGGAAAAUCGAGGUCAGGAAAAGUAGGACCGCUCUUCCGUAGAGGAAGUACAACUUCACAAGAAAGUCAACUGGGAGCUCAGAUUCUUUCGGCAUUAACUAUUGGAGGGACCCCGAAUGUUCCUCCUUUGCAGGUACCGAAUAUGAAAAGACGAUCGGCCAGCGCAGGAUUAGAUGAAAAAGCAUUUAGUUCAAAGCUGUUGGAAGGAAAAAAUGCAGGAAUGUUGUUUCCGUUUUUAUUGCCCGGCCAGAGUGGAAGUGAAGACAACUUGAGUAGUGAAGAAAAAGAGAGAGGACACCACGAGAUAAAUAAAGAUGUUGACAUUGAAGCCGGUAACGGAGAAAAGGAUGACAGAGGUAGUGACAGUGAAGAUAGUCAACCUGAAGAAGAUACGAAAAUGUUAGAUGCCGAAGAGCCUCAGGAACGAAGUAAAAGUAAAAGUAGUAAUCGAAGUGGCAAAAGCUAUGGGCAGGACGACAGACGAAGCAGAGAAGGUCGAAGAAGCAAAUACCUGUUACAAGAGGAAGCUGUUUUAAAACAAUUACUUCAGGAAUCCAGUGAUAUUAAAGUGAAAAGCGAAUCGGAGAUAAAAGACGUUUUUAGAAAAGCAGGAAUAGGCGAUUUAGCAUCUAGUCUAACUUCUUAUUGCCCAGAGUUGUCUCGAAUCAUGCAUCUUGAUAGCCAGACAAGUGCUAGAGAAAUAGCUACGCAGACGUCCCUUCCACUAGAUAUUUUAGAAAUGGAGGAAUUAAAGCAAAGUAUCGAUGAAAUAAUCAACAGCAGAAAUUGUAGUUCGAAGGGAACGCAAAUUUCCCCACAACUAAAUAAAACCAACAAUCGAAAAGCAACCGAGGGAAAAACUGAUCUGUGCAGAAGUCCCUUAUCCGCAGCGAAAAUUUCUAGAGAAAAUCGACGGGAAGACCGGAAAAGUAACCAUAAAAAUGUAUAACAUACGAAUCUCCUUAGCACAUUAAGUGGUUAAGAAAAAACCGUUUCGGUUUAUUCAAUAUUCACAUUUUGGUUAGUUAAAUAUAAUGUACUGUAAUUAUAUUUUAUUUAUAACAUGUUAGUGAUUACGUAAUUUGUUUAUAAUCAGCUCAAAAAUAGGUACCGUGUAUUUUCAUUAUUUUUUAUAUUCUUUUAAAUUCUUGUACUUAAAAAUAGAAUAGCAUUUUUUCUAUUAUAUGUGUAUAUUACUGAAUUCAAUGUUUGUACAUUUAUUGUAUGCGGAUGUUUCAGAACGUGACACGAUAGCGAAGGUAUGCACGUAUCUAUCAGCUCGUUCUAUUGUUUGUUAAAGAUUUAACGAAGUAGAUAUACGUUAGAAUUUUGCCCAAAUAUUGUUAUAUUCUCAAAGAAAUUCUUGAAGGAAUUUUUAAUAUUUCGAAACUAUUAUUCAAGACUGAUGUACUCCAACAGGACUGUUAUGCUUAUUAUAAUUCAUGAAAAAUAUUUUCUCAGAAUAUUUUAUAUAAAAAAUAUUUUUUCUGAUAUGCAAGAACAUUGCAAUAAUUAUGAGAUUCUACAUUCGCGAAUGCCUAUAAUGAACGACUAGAUUUACUUAACUACAGCACUAGGAAAAAACUGGUUUUGUAAUUGUUAAAAUGAAACU
Orussus abietinus is the source of this 3900-nucleotide messenger RNA. It is a transcript of the gene smo, whose product is annotated as protein smoothened. Gene Ontology annotation, cellular component: dendrite; cilium; plasma membrane. NCBI's taxonomy places the organism in Eukaryota, Metazoa, Arthropoda, Insecta, Hymenoptera, Orussidae. The record is from RefSeq and is a predicted model, not a curated record. Gene Ontology annotation, molecular function: patched binding; transmembrane signaling receptor activity. The transcript is spliced from 8 exons. Gene Ontology annotation, biological process: smoothened signaling pathway; commissural neuron axon guidance; central nervous system development. Bases 190 to 3237 code for a protein of 1015 amino acids.